CACGAACGAUCGCGGUUACAAAAGGCUGUGUGUCCGCGUGGUUACCUGCCUCACUCACAAGUUCACACGAUAUUUGUGAUUGUUUGCUUUAUAUCGCGUAAAACUAAAAUGAUAUACGUAAUCUGCCGGUGAUACUUUUAUACAAUAAUAAUAAAAUAUAUAAAUAUUUACUUCAAUUUAGCUGUGAAGUGUAACUUGUAAACAAACAAAUAUGCCGUACGUCAUGGUUAUGGGAAGUCUUAGCGCACCUCACCUAUCAAAAGAUGAGGGUGCUACUGUGUAUGGACUAAAGAGUGAAGAGCGAGCUUCAUUAGUAAGGGAGUUGAACACAUCUUUCGGCAUGCAGGUAGCAAUGUUAUCAGAGCCGGAGAGAACAGUAAGAGUAACACAGAAAGGGCUUACUCUAGUCGUGGUGAAUCGUCUGCACGCAUUAUUUGGGUACGACGUCGUCUCACACGCCAUGGCAAUGACAAACGCGAAUCGGGAGCUGGUCUCCUUCACUAUGUACAAGAAAACCAGUACAAGUUCACAAAGUCAAGGACAUAGCCAUAAUCAAGCACAUGGCACUGGACACAGUCAUUCACACAGGAAUUCUCCCAAGGGCCACAGCAGUGUGGUCACACUCUGAAAGAUCGUAAAUUUUAAAUGAUAUUACCAUUCAGAUAACGUACCCAGCUGUGCAUAGCAUAGAAGCUUAUCGUACGCCUUCAAAAUUGAAUCUCAUUUUGUAUAAAAUUCCGUCCAAAAUAGUUUUUUUUUUUUAAGCAAACGAUACAUUUUUUGUUACUCGAGCCAGUGUCGAUUGCUCAAUCAGGGUAUUAAAUAAAGAUUUAUUAGUAUAA
This is a messenger RNA of Spodoptera frugiperda (fall armyworm), 842 nucleotides long. RefSeq lists its product as uncharacterized. The coding region runs from base 212 to 628 and encodes 138 amino acids. The transcript is spliced from 2 exons. The record is from RefSeq and is a predicted model, not a curated record. NCBI's taxonomy places the organism in Eukaryota, Metazoa, Arthropoda, Insecta, Lepidoptera, Noctuidae.